Molecule: messenger RNA, 2864 nt
Organism: Mus musculus (house mouse)
Lineage: Eukaryota; Metazoa; Chordata; Mammalia; Rodentia; Muridae
Product: RIKEN cDNA 5730409E04Rik gene
Exons: 2
Coding region: 174-866 (230 amino acids)
Source: RefSeq, marked validated
GCAGACGCUGCUGGACUCCGCAGCCCGGGCUGGGGCUAGGGCCGCUGUGCCUGGACCAAGCAGCCGCGUCACCACGCGUGCACGCGCAGGUCCAGGAAUCCCCCACCCUGCAGCGAGCAGGACCCGAGGGACCGUAGCAAGCCCCGCAGGAGCGGGCGCCUCUAGGCCUCCAGAUGUUCGCUGCCAUCCAGCCAGGACUAGCAGAGGGGGCCCAGUACCCAGGGAGCCUGCCUCCUGGAGUAUGCCAACCAGACCUCCAACCAGACAAUAACUCCAACUUUGUGGAGAGUGCUAAGGAUGCCAAUAAGAACUGGCAUGGUGUGCCAGGCAAAGUGGAUCCUAUUCUGAUAAGGAGCUCCUCUGAGUCACCCUCUGAUAACCAGGUCUUCCAAGCCACCAGGCUCCCUGAGGCCGGAGUCCGCAGUCCCCCGGAGGGUGCGGAGAUCCCUGGUGCUGAGCCAGAGAAGUUGAGCGGUGCCAGCAGUGUCUGCUCUCCUCUGGAGGACAUUGGCUAUGCCAGCAGUUCCUUGAGCAUCGACAGCUUCAGCAGCAGUCCAGAACCUGUCUGCGAUACCCCUCGAGGUCCGAGCCCUCUGGAUCCCCUUCUGCCCUCCGUGGCCCAGGCCGUGCAGCAGCUGCAGGCUCAGGAGCGCUACAAAGAACAGGAGAAGGAGAAACACCACGCGCAUUUGGUGAUGUAUCGGCGCUUGGCGCUGCUCCAGUGGAUCCGGGCUCUGCAGCACCAGUUGGUCGACCAGCAGGCCCGACUGCAAGAGAGCUUUGACACCAUCCUGGACAACCGGAAGGAGCUUAUCCGCUGUCUGCAACAGAGGGAAGCACCUUGCAGGCACCAGGACCAGGGCUAAGGGUGUGCACAAGUGUGUGUGCACAAGUGUGUGUGUGCACAAGUGUGUGCAUUUGCAGGCUUUUGAGUGGUUAUACACAAGGAAGGAUGUGAGUAUUAGCUGGCAUGUAUGCAAGUAAGCAUAAGUGAAUAUCUAUAUGCUAACAUGUAAGCAGGUAUGUAAGGCAUGUGUGUUUAUGUAUGCAUGUGUGGCUAGGUACCCAGGAAUGUGUAUAUAUAUUCCUGAAUGUAGAGACAAAAGAUAUAUAUGCAUGUGUAUCAGUUUAUAUGUACAGGCUUGUGUUGGGUGUGUGUUGAGACUUACACGUUCCAGUGCUGGCAUAAGAAACAUGUGCUAGGAAUGUGUGUGUUUGCAGAGACUUAAGGGCAGGUGUGUGUAAAUGUAUGUUCAAUUGCACCUGCAGGGCGUCCACCCAUCUCCUGUGUUCCCAAAGUCUACCCCAGCCUUAUAUUCUACUGAGUCUCACCUCCCAGCUUCCUAGAGAUAGAAGCCUCUCCCACUGUCAUAGAUCUGAGGGCUGUGGCCUGUUCUCCUGUUCUGAGGGCUGUGGCUGACCUGUUCUCCUGCAGUUUCCCAGGCUACCUUUCCUAUCCCUUCCCCUCCAACCUUGCUCUAAGACCACUGUCCCUAAUGUUGGCUUGUUCCUAAGAGUUUUUUUUUUUUUUUUAAUUUGGGGUGGUUGCUUUUUGUUUAUUUUGCUUAUUACUGUACAAGGAAUUGAGCCCAGAGCCCUGUGCAUGCUAGGCAAAUGUCCUACCACUGAGCUGCACACCUAGCCCCGGUUCAGAGAUUUAUUGGCUGCACUGGCCUUCCUGUGCACAGGACAAUUUGUGGAGAAUUGGUCUCAAGGGAGGGAACUGGCACAGUGGCGGAGGCUGCAGCAGGGGUGGGAGUGGAGAUAAAGAAAGAUAUAAGAAACUGUCCUCUUAGCUGGGUUCUGGUGGUGCACAUCUUUAAUCCCAGCACUCAAGAGGCUGAGGCAACUGGAACUCUGAGUUCCAGAACAGCCUGGGCUACAGAGUGAGUUCAAGGACAGCCAGGCUACAUAUAGAAACCCAAAAGAAAGAAAGAGGAGAGAGAAAGAGAGAGAGAGAGAGAGAGAGAGAGAGAGAGAGAGAGAGAGAGAGAGAGAGAGAGAGAGAAAGGGAGGGAGGGAGGAAGGAAGGAAGGAAGGAAGGAAGGGAGGGAGGGAGGGAGGGAGGGAGGGAGGGAGGGUGGGUGUGUUGUUUUGAACCCUGUCUGGCUCCUCUGUGGGAGGUGGCGGUGGGAGAGAAUGACUCUGGUAGAACUCUGUGAAGAACAGGAGAAUUCCCAAAACACCAUCCUGCUCCACUGUGAGGAGAGGCCGAAAGCCAUACUGAGUUAAGUCUGUAGAAUGGGACUGUGCAUAUAAGCAUGCAGAUCAUGGGCCAGAUGCACCAAGGCCACGGGCAGUUGGGGGACCUCCCUUCUCUUCACCUUUCCCUCCUCUGCCUACGUCGCUUUAGCAGCAGUGAAUGUCAGAUUGGUUUGGUUCAUUUUUCAGAAUCGGACUUUCUGGAGAAGCCAGAGCUCAGCUUUCUAAGCAGUCAGAGGACAGGGUCAGUCCAGCUUCCCGAAGCUCUUAGGACAUGCGGCCCCUUUGAACAGGGAUUGGCAGGCCCUAGGGAAGGCUUCAUGCUGUGAGGUUGAAUGUGUAUUGGGUAGGUCAGUAGUUAAGGUUCUGGAGCCCUUUGUUUUGUUUCUGGGUGUCAAGGUAAGGCAGGAUCCUAGUGGGUGAAGCAAUGACUCAAAGGAGGAGCAGCAGCAGGUGACAGGGACAGCACCUGUGCUGUGUCUGGCCUCAGUCUCCCCAUCUGCAAAGUGGGGACCCUUCCCGCACCAUCUCCAAACAGUUCUAUCCUUGAUGGGAGGGUAGGUGAAUUGUGAGCCCUGGGGACUUUUAUAGUACUUGCAUGUUGAAUGUGAAUCUGGCCUCUGGGCCGAUGCAGCAUAAAUAAACUAAGGGAGCAAAUUCAA